Messenger RNA from Tigriopus californicus, 1447 nucleotides. RefSeq lists its product as uncharacterized. Lineage: Eukaryota; Metazoa; Arthropoda; Copepoda; Harpacticoida; Harpacticidae. The transcript is spliced from 15 exons. Bases 147 to 1340 code for a protein of 397 amino acids. The record is from RefSeq and is a predicted model, not a curated record.
AAAUUGAAGUGAGCCCGAUCCUUUGGCCCGUCAUUUGGCUCGUCAUUUCCCGAUCAGGUGAAUCCCUCGCUUUCUACCGUGCUUGAACGGAGCCAACAGGAGUUCCGAUCGGCUCCUUACGGCGUCUGUCUCGGUUGGAUUGAUUGAUGGUCGUACAUAUCACCAGAGGUGCUUCCAAAUCUCAAAGGUUAACGCCACAGUUUCGAUUUGGAGUUCGAAGUGAACACUGGCUCAUCAUGGCCUUUUGGACUCAUCUAGUUGUGAUUGUGACCUUGUGGGCAUUCCAGGAUGGAGUGAUGUCGCAAAACAAGAACGAGACAAAUUUCCGUCAAAAAAGACUUUUUAGCAUUUUCAACAUCGUCACAUUCAAGAAUGACCCGUGCACCACAACAGGAGCCGGGAAUUUGCGUGGAACAUGCAUGGAUUCGACUUCGUGUAGUUCCAAAGGUGGAACCGCAUCCGGAAAUUGUGCUGCAGGCUUUGGAGUGUGUUGUCUUUUCAUUGUAAAUGGGGCUUGUACCGCCGAGCAAACCAUCUUUCAGAACUGCACCUACAUUCGGAACGAUGGAUACCCUGCGGCUGACACGACCGCGAGCGAGACCUGUGAAUAUAAAUUCAAUCGGAUCAGUGAAAACCUUUGCCAAAUUCGGUUAGAUUUCGAGACUUUGAAGACAGAAUUCGACUCAACAGGAGCUUGUGGCACGGCGGCCGAUGCUAUAACAGUUAGGAGUCCAUUUUCGAACACUGACAAUGGAUUCCCACCAACCGUCUGUGGAACCUUAACCGGACAGCACAUGUAUUUCGAGACGGGCAAUACGGAUACCACGGCUGGCACGUUGGCCAUUUCCAAAGGCACUGGGGCAGGAAGUCGAUCCUACGAAAUCAAAGUCACAUAUCUCACUUGCGACAAUACAGCCAAGGCUCCUGAAGGUUGCACUCAAUACUUCACGGGAGAGAGUGGAUCUUUACAAUCGUACAACUUUGCCAACGGCCAACUCUUGACCAAGCAGAACUAUCAAAACUGCUUCAGACAAGAAGAGGGAUACUGCCGACUUCAAAUCCGAGAAUCCGCGGUCACCACUCCUGAUCCAUUCGCCUUAUCGAAUACAGCGACUGACGCAGAGACUGAUUGCCAGCCUGUGAGUACGUUAUCGUUUCCAUCGGGCGUCCAUUCCGGUUAUUGUGGUGGAGCCCUGAAUACCGUCGAUACGAGUACCGAUCCAGUGGCACAAACCUCUGUGCCCGGAUCACCCUUUCAAGUUGGCUUGCGUACCCUGGAAACAACACUAGCUGGUUUUACAGGCUUCAAUCUGGACUUUAAACAAAUUCCUUGUGAUUGAUCCAGAUUGACCAGAAUAUAGUCUAUUAUUCCUCCUGGAUCAGAGAUUCCGGGAGGAAAUAUUCAAAUUAUGUAACUUUAUAUCAACUCACAUUGAAAUACACAUGG